AUGAAAUUAUUUUCCAUUUGUUUUCUUCUAAUAAUAUUAGUUUAAACUUAGCAAAAUUUAAAUUAUUUUGAAUAUGGAGUAAAAGUAAUUCCUCAUCCUUAAAAAUAAGCAAAAGGAGGUGAAGAUGCCUAUUAUGCAAAUUCAAAACUAUUGGCAGUUGCUGACGGUGUUGGAGGUUGGUAAGAACAAGGGAUUGAUCCGUCAAUAUAUUCUAGAACUUUGUGCCAAAACUUGGGCUAAUUAUACUUACAAAAUGAAAAAAAAUAUUAAAACAAUCCAAAAGAUCUUAUUAUAAAUGUAUAACCAACAGUUUAAUAUUUAGGUAGUAGUACUUUAGUAUUGAUUACAAUUGAUUAAGUAGAAAACUAUAUAUAUUCUUCAUAUAUAGGUGAUUCAGGUUAUAUGAUAUUUAGAUACAAUUAAUAAUAUUUAGAUAUUAUUUUUGAAUUCGAAGAAUAAUAAAAAUCAUUUAAUUUUCCAUUUCAAUUAGGUGUAGAAGAAAAUGGAGACAAUCCUUAAGCUAGUGUUAAAUUUAAGCAUUAAAUAUAGCAUAAUGAUAUAUUAGUUAUAGCCUCCGAUGGGGUAUUCGAUAAUUUAGAUAUGAAUUAAAUAAAAAAUAUAAUUGAAAAUAAUGGGAAGAAAAAUAUGAGCUCUAAUUAAUUAAAUAAUCUAGCAGAUAAAAUUGCAUAAAGUGCAUUUGAAUUUUCAAUAAAUUAAAAUUACAACUCUCCGUUUUCAAAAAAAGCAUGGACAAACGGUAUAAGAACGUAUGGAGGUAAAAGUGAUGAUAUAACAGUUAUUGUGGCUUAAAUUAAGCUAAAAAAAGAAAAAAAAGAGGAAUUAUGA
This is a messenger RNA of Ichthyophthirius multifiliis, 846 nucleotides long. RefSeq names its product t-cell activation protein phosphatase 2c, putative. NCBI's taxonomy places the organism in Eukaryota, Ciliophora, Oligohymenophorea, Hymenostomatida. The record is from RefSeq and is a predicted model, not a curated record. The transcript has 8 exons.